GGAGAGGAGAGGAGAGGCGCGUGCUGAUUUCCACCUUUGUCAAAAUCAGACCGGAGGACUGACACGGGUCGGAGGAGAACGACAGGAUCCUAUAAAUUGUUUCGAUUGGACGUGAAUUCUUCUGACGGCACCCCGCAAUGGAUCUGGACAAAACGGAAAAGUUGGCCACAGCCAAACUCGAUCAAAAUGGAGAUUUCAAUGUAACCAAAAAGAAAGGAAAGAAGAAAGAAAAAGAACCAAAGUUGCCUGUGGUUGGUCCCAUUGAUGUGUUCAGGUUUGCAGAUGGCUUGGACAUUGUGUAUAUCCUGGCUGGGACAGUCUGUGCCAUUUGCCACGGUAUAGUGCUUCCUCUUAUGUGUAUUGUGUUUGGGGACAUGACAGACAGCUUUAUAGCGGACUCCAUGAUGGGACAAAUCAAUACCACUCUCCCCAAUGUCACCCACAUACCGAGUAACAGCACCCUACAGGAGGACAUGACAACGUAUGCCAUCUACUACUCCAUCAUGGGUUUUGCCGUGGUGGUGGUAGCCUACGGGCAGGUGGCUUUAUGGAGCCUUGCAGCCGGACGGCAGGGCACACGCAUCCGCAAGCUGUUUUUCCACCGAAUCAUGCAGCAGGACAUCGGCUGGUUCGAUGUCACUGAAAUAACAGAACUCAACACACGUCUCACAGAUGAUGUCUAUAAGAUCCAAGAGGGUAUUGGUGACAAGGCGGGGAAGCUUAUCCAGGCCUUCUCCAGCUUCGUCACUGCCUUCACCAUCGGCUUCAUCAAAGGCUGGAAACUCACUCUAGUCAUCCUGGCUGUGAGCCCUGCGCUGGGCAUUUCAGCCGGUCUUUUCUCUAAGGUGCUGGCGUCUUUCACUUCUAAAGAGCAGGCUGCAUAUGCCAAAGCUGGAGCUGUGGCAGAAGAGGUGCUCUCUGCUAUCAGGACAGUGUUUGCCUUCAGUGGGCAGGACAGAGAAAUCAAGAGAUAUAAUAAGAACUUGGAGGAUGCAAAGAACAUGGGAAUAAAGAAGGCAGCAUCUGCUAACCUUUCCAUGGGCUUCUGCUUCCUGAUGAUCUACCUGUCCUAUGCUCUGGCCUUCUGGUACGGAAGUACACUCGUUCUGAGUAAGGAGUACACCAUUGGAACUGUACUCACUGUGUUCUUUGUUGUGCUUAUUGGAGCGUUCAUUUUGGGACAAACUUCUCCGAACUUGCAGACCUUUUCCAGCGCCCAAGGAGCUGCAUAUAAAGUGUACAGCAUUAUUGAUCAUACACCGAUCAUCGACAGCUAUUCAAAGGCUGGCUUCAAGCCUGAUUUCCUCACAGGAGACAUAGAGUUCAAGAAUAUCCACUUCAGCUACCCCUCCAGGCCAGACGUCAAAAUAUUAAAUAACCUUUCUCUGAGCGUGAAAAGUGGACAAACCAUUGCCUUGGUGGGUAGUAGUGGCUGUGGUAAAAGCACCACAAUCCAGCUGCUGCAGAGGUUCUACGAUCCUCAGGAAGGAUCUGUAACUGUUGACGGUCACGACAUCCGUAGUCUUAACGUCCGCUACCUGAGAGAGAUGAUCGGAGUGGUGAGUCAGGAGCCCAUCCUCUUUGCCACCACCAUCACUGAGAACAUCAAAUAUGGCCGACCUGACGUGACGCAGUGGGACAUCGAACAAGCUGCCAAGGAGGCUAACGCCUACGAUUUCAUCAUGGACCUUCCUGAGAAGUUUGAGACAAUGGUCGGAGACCGAGGGACUCAAAUGAGUGGAGGACAGAAGCAGAGGAUUGCGAUUGCUCGAGCUCUAGUCCGCAACCCUAAAUUCCUUUUAUUGGAUGAAGCCACAUCUGCUCUUGAUGCUGAGAGCGAGACUAUUGUGCAAGCAGCACUCGACAAGGUCCGACUGGGUCGUACCACCAUAAUUGUUGCCCAUCGCCUCUCAACCAUCAGAAAUGCUGACGUCAUCGCUGGCUUUCAGAAUGGUAAAGUUGUAGAGCUGGGGACACACAGCCAACUGAUGAAGGAACAGGGAGUCUACCAUACACUGGUCACCAUGCAGACUUUUCAGAAUGACAAAGACGGGAAGGAGGCAGAGUGGGAGAUUUCUGCGGAUGAUAAGAGCCCUUUAGUCAAGUCCCUCUCUCAGUCUUCUCUGCACAGGAAGAAGUCCAUAAGAGGUUCCUCCUUUGCUGCCUCAGAGAGAGAAAAAGAGGUGCAAAAGCUCCCGGAUCACACAACAGAAGAAGAUGGAAUUGUUCCCUCCAUCCCGUUCCUUAAAUUGAUGCGUCUCAACCUUCCAGAGUGGCCGUACAUUCUUGUGGGGACCAUCUGUGCUAUCAUUAAUGGAGCAAUGCAGCCACUGUUUGCCAUCAUCUUCUCCAAGAUCAUCACUGUGUUUGCACAUCCCGAUCAAGCGGUUGUCAACCAAAGAGCCACAUUCUUUUCUCUGAUGUUUGUUGUUAUUGGAGCUGUAACCUUUGUCACCAUGUUCCUACAGGGUUUCUGUUUUGGGAAAUCUGGAGAGAUUCUGACCCUCAAACUAAGACUGGGGGCCUUUAAGGCCAUGAUGAGACAGGACCUCAGCUGGUUUGACCACCCCAAAAACAGUGUUGGAGCCCUCACUACAAGACUGGCCACAGAUGCAGCUCAAGUACAAGGGGCUACAGGAGUACGAAUGGCCAUGCUGGCCCAGAACAUAGCUAACAUGGGCACCAGUGUGAUCAUUUCUUUUGUGUACGGAUGGGAACUGACUCUGCUCGUCCUGGCUGUGGUGCCCAUAAUGGCCCUGGCUGGAGCUGUGGAGAUGAAAGCGCUCACUGGAAACGCUGCUAAGGACAAGAAGGAGCUGGAGAAGUCUGGAAAGAUUGCUACAGAGGCCAUCGAGAAUAUCCGUACUGUUGUCUCUCUUAACAGAGAACCCAAGUUUGAGGCUUUGUAUCAGGAAAACCUCAAAAUCCCAUUCAAGAACUCACAGAAAAAUGCCCAUGUGCAUGGCAUUACCUUCUCCUUAACCCAGGCCAUGCUCUACUUUGCUUAUGCAGGCUGUUUCCGCUUUGGAGCUUGGCUAAUUGAGGAAGGAAGGAUGGAUAUUGAGGGAGUAUUCCUCGUGAUUUCGGCUAUUCUGUACGGUGCCAUGGCUCUCGGAGAAGCCAAUUCCUUUUCUCCAAACUAUGCUAAGGCCAAAAUCUCAGCUUCACACCUCAUGAUGCUGCUGGACAAAGAGCCCGCCAUUGACAAUCUUUCACAAGCGGGAGAGUCACCGGACAAAUUUGAUGGUAAUGUACACUUUGACAGUGUUAAGUUUAACUACCCUUCACGCCCUGAUGUGCCCAUCCUCCAAGGGAUGAACCUGAAGGUGAAAAAGGGAGAGACUCUGGCCUUAGUGGGGAGCAGCGGCUGUGGAAAGAGCACCACCAUCCAGCUGCUAGAGAGGUUCUACGAUCCCAGGGAGGGGAGAGUGCUGCUGGACAAUAUAGAUGCAAAACAGCUGAACAUCCACUGGUUGAGAUCCCAGAUAGGCAUCGUAUCCCAGGAGCCUGUGCUGUUUGACUGCACCUUGGCCGAAAACAUCGCCUAUGGAGACAACAGCCGCACUGCAACCCUGGAGGAGAUAAAGGAAGCUGCUACAGCGGCCAACAUUCACAGCUUCAUAGAAAGCCUGCCACAGAAGUACGACACUCAGGCAGGUGAUAAGGGAGCGCAGCUGUCAGGUGGCCAGAAGCAGCGUAUAGCCAUAGCCCGAGCCAUACUCCGCAACCCGAAAUUGUUGCUCCUGGACGAGGCCACCUCUGCACUUGACACUGAGAGUGAGAAGGUGGUUCAGGAUGCGUUGGACGAGGCCAGUAAGGGCAGGACGUGUAUCAUUGUGGCCCACCGUCUGUCCACCAUCCAAAACGCAGACCGGAUUGCUGUCUUCCAGGGAGGAGUGGUGGUUGAAGAGGGGACACAUCAACAGCUGCUGGCCAAAAAGGGAGUCUACCACAUGCUGGUCACCACACAGAUGGGCCACGGGAGGGAAUAAGGUUGCAGAGAGAGGACAUAAGGAGGAGUCCUACUGUAAACAGAUUGUUUACAAUCCUUUUGUUUCCUUGCCCAGCUCUAGUGUUACUGUUGUGGUCUGAAUGUGGUCUCGCUUGUUAGGAGAUUUCCUCAGGGACCUUUCAGCCUUGUGAGAAUAUGCGUUGCAGCUGUACCUCUUUAAGUCACAUUUGUUCUUGAUCAGAUAAGACACAUUUCAGUAAAAAGGCCAGUACCACAAUAGUGCACCACUGUUCAUUAGUUGUCACUUUUAAGGCCCUUUUUCACAAAUGCUAUUGACAUGUGCCAAUAGCAGAGGCACAGGUGUACAUAAUAAAGUGAUUAAAUUCCAAUCAGCUGCUUCCGUUCUAGGCUCCUGGUAUUGUGCAUACUGGCUCGUUGUCAUUGGAAACUUCAAUGUUAUUGGUAUUACCACCUGUCAUUUUCCUACGAUCACAAGUCAAAAUGUCAGCUUAAAAAAAGGCAUAUUGUAUUUAACCCUCUGUUUCUCUUCCUUGUUUCUUCCAAGCUUGUGCCUCGUACACUGGGACUCAUUAGUUCUUGAUUUUAGGCGUUAUCUUCCAUUAUCUGCUAAAUACUUGGGACAUAUGUUAAGUGAUCAAAGCUUACAAUACACUGGAUUUACACUGGAGUAUACCUCUGAAACUGGUCUCAUCGUCACAAAUUGUUUAUGCUCUACAGUUUGUGUGUUUGAGCACACUCUUUGAUAAUCACUUUGAUUAUCAUGAUGCAGCUUUUUUUUUUAACAGUUUGAGUUAAUAAUGGAAUCAAAGUGCCUAAACACAAAAUAUUGUAUACACAUGGUUGUGCAGAUUUGUUUUUUUUAUUGUCACACACUGGUUGCAAUCACUAGGAAUCCUAUUUGUCCUGUUUUCACAAAUUCAAGGAAUUACAAAUUGUUUUGUAGAAUAUGCUUGUAUGUAACCAAUCCAUUUCUUUAUGUUCUGUUA
Etheostoma cragini (Arkansas darter) is the source of this 4959-nucleotide messenger RNA. RefSeq names its product ATP-binding cassette, sub-family B (MDR/TAP), member 4 (gene abcb4). NCBI's taxonomy places the organism in Eukaryota, Metazoa, Chordata, Actinopteri, Perciformes, Percidae. Bases 138 to 3992 code for a protein of 1284 amino acids. Gene Ontology annotation, molecular function: ATP binding; ABC-type transporter activity; ATP hydrolysis activity. Gene Ontology annotation, cellular component: membrane. Gene Ontology annotation, biological process: transmembrane transport. The transcript is spliced from 28 exons. The record is from RefSeq and is a predicted model, not a curated record.